AUGGUGACCUUUAGGCAGCUUGAGAUACUGUUUGGGUUCACUAUGGAGAAGGUAACCAUGGAACAUCAAGGAAGAAGAACUCCAAAGAGUUGGGCUACAAUCGCUGAAGAGGGCCCAUCAUCUCACGACAAGGAUGGGAAGAAGAUCAGAGGAGACAGGGCACACGCAGGGAAUCUCAUGCCUCUCCUUGAGCAGCUCCAAGCCUACAAGGUCACAGCUUACAACACUAGGCACCAAAGAGGAAGAAAGCUUAGUGUUGGAGGGGUGAUCACACCAAUUCUUUGUGCAGCUGGAGUUCAACUGGACAAGAGAAGGUCUACUCCACCAGGUUGGAUGGACAUCAAGUUUUGCAAGACCAACCUCCUCAUUGAGCACAAGGAGUUGGAUGGGAGAUUCCAAUUCAAGUUCACCAUCCAUUGGCUGGACCCUCCAAGCUUCUCCUGCCCAACCCUGAGCUCACCACGGUAG
This is a messenger RNA of Microthlaspi erraticum, 468 nucleotides long. NCBI's taxonomy places the organism in Eukaryota, Viridiplantae, Streptophyta, Magnoliopsida, Brassicales, Brassicaceae. The record is from the annotation of a GenBank genome assembly.